AGCAAAGGAAAAAAUAAAAAAAAAGAAACAAGAAAUUUUUGUUAAAAAGUGUCAAAAUGUUUAAAUUUAAUUUGCAACAACUUUUAUUACUACAUUUCUGUAUAUCGACCGUGUGUCUGAACGUAGCCCUGGCCUGUCAUGGCGAAUUACUAGCGACUGGUAUUACAGAACAAGAAAAGCAAAUUAUAUUGCAGGAGCAUAACAGACUAAGGCAGCAGGUGGCCACUGGUCGUUAUCCUGGACAACCAGGAGCAGAGAAUAUGCGUGAAAUUGUUUGGGAUAAUGAAUUAGCUGAACGUGCACAAAAAUGGGCGGAGAAUUGUCAAUUCCGUCACGAUCCCCAUAGGACUCUAAAUCGUUUUACGAUGGGUCAAAAUUUGGCUAUAAUAUGGAGUACAGCUCCUUUAGAUCCUAACGAUGGCGAUUUUCCUUCACGUAUACAAAAUUGGUUCAAUGAAGUGCAAAAGUAUUCGUAUGGCGAUGCUUGGUCACCAAAAACUGGUCAUUAUUCGCAGUUGGUUUGGGGUGAAACUAAUUUAAUCGGUUGCGGUUUCGCUGAAUACAAAGAUGCCUCCAAGUACAAUAAGUUAUAUGUUUGCAAUUAUGGACCAGGUGGUAAUGUUGUCGGCUACAAUCCGUAUCAAGUUGGCAGACCUUCUUGUUCUGUCUAUGGGCUUAAGCAAUCAACACGUUAUCAAGGACUUUGUGCAGAUGAUAAUCUACCAGCGUAUGAUGAUAAUGUUAUUGAAACGUAUGAUUACAAGACCACUAAUCCAUUUAACAUACCCAACCUAACAAAGACAACAACAUUUAUUGCCCCUAAUACUAAUACAUUUUAUCAGACUUUUUCAAGUUUAAUCAAUAAUAAUAAUAAUAAUAAUAAUAAUCAUCCGCAAAAUGCCUUAUCCUCUCCUUACAAUCGGCAGGCGGCGUCCGUCUCCUCAUCAUCCUUUUACAAAUCCCCAGCUUUAUCUUCAUUAUCAUCACAAUUCCAACCAUCAUCAUCAUCGUCAAUCUCAACAUCAUACCACCACCAACAGCAUAGUACAAAACAAAAAAUCCAAAGGACAACUACAUCGAAAAAAAGUAACGGCCAGUACUCAUUCAGCACCCAGACCAAAACUAAUAUACAAACCGGGUAUAACAGCAGCAACAACAACAACAACAACGACAACAACAACGGUAAAUACCGGUAUAAAUACGAAAAUUAUAAGCAAUCGGGCGCAGCAGAAGAAUAUCAGAAAUCAGUUUUCAAGCCCACCUCACUACUCGCACCGUCUACAGCAGUAGAGCAAAAGCGGCCCACAUAUCAGCAAACUACAAAAAGUCCCACUAAAUCGGGCUGGAGUUUAUAUAACUGGACCGGUUAGAAUAUCUCCAAUGAU
Molecule: messenger RNA, 1385 nt
Organism: Glossina fuscipes
Lineage: Eukaryota; Metazoa; Arthropoda; Insecta; Diptera; Glossinidae
Product: CRISP/Allergen/PR-1
Exons: 5
Coding region: 57-1370 (437 amino acids)
Cellular component (GO): extracellular region
Source: RefSeq, a predicted model, not a curated record